UCCUGUCACUCUGUCUCUCCGUCUUCUCACUCUCACUCACUUCACUCUUUCUUUGCUUCCGCAGUCAUUCUCUCUCUCUCUCUCUCUCUCUCUCUGCGGAAAACCCAAAGGUCUCAUUGUGCGACUCAGUUCCCACAGCAACAUUCCAAAUGUGCCGUCCAUGGUCGGCUACUCCCACCAUUCUCUCUUCUCCUUUUCUUUGGGGCUGCACACAUAGAUAGAACAUCAACCUUCACGCCAUCAUUAUGGGCUGUGUUCAGGCCAAGCCAUUGGAUUUCGAAGCUUCGGAGUACAGGGGCCUAGAGAGGCUGAAGUUGGACAAUGGGUAUGUGCCAAGUACCGAUUUUGUUGCUCAUAGAAGAUCCACUGGUCAAAGACUUGCGCCUAAUAAGGAGUACGAUAGGUUGCAUCAUCAGAGAGAACAACAACAACAACAACAACCCAGAAGGGAAAGUAAAGUUGAGUCGAAGGGUAAGUUGGUUGGUAGAGAGGGGAGGAGAGUCGCACGUGAUGAUAACAAGUUGCCAAACAAGUGUUGUUUUGAGGAUGAGAUGGUUGAUGGCUGGCCAAGGUGGUUGGUUGAUAAUGUUCCUAAACAUGUCUUUGCUGGCUUGGUUCCCAAAAGUGCUGAAGCCUUCAAGAUGAUUGAUAAGGUAGGACAAGGAACCUACAGCAAUGUUUAUAAAGCUCUGGAUCGAGACACUGGGGAAAUUGUGGCCCUGAAGAAGGUUCGCUUCAAUACAUCAGAGCCUGAAAGCAUUAAGUUUAUGGCAAGAGAAAUUAUGAUAUUACAGAGACUGGAUCAUCCCAAUGUAGUAAAACUUAAAGGAUUAGCCACUUCAAGAAUGCAGUACAGUAUAUAUCUUGUUUUUGACUUCAUGCAAACAGAUUUGGCAAGAAUUAUCGCUCAUUCUGAAGAGAGACUAACUGAACCGCAGGUCAAGUGCUAUAUGCAUCAAUUGCUUUCAGGUCUGCAGCAUUGCCAUGAUAGGGGAAUUCUGCAUCGAGAUAUAAAGGGGUCAAACCUUUUGAUUGAUAAAAAUGGGAUGCUUAAGAUUGCAGAUUUUGGGCUUGCCAAUUUUUAUGGUCCAGACUGUCACCAACCUCUCACAAACCGGGUUGUGACACUAUGGUACCGAGCUCCUGAGUUGUUGUUAGGUGACACAAAUUAUGGAGUUGGUAUUGAUCUAUGGAGUGCUGGAUGUCUUUUGGCAGAAAUGUUUAAAGGAGUUCCAAUCAUGCCUGGCAGAACUGAGGUUGAGCAAAUUCAUAAAAUUUUCAGGCUAUGUGGCACACCAUCAGAGGAGUAUUGGAGGAAAUUUAAACUUUCUACAACUUUUAGACCUCCGAAGUCUUAUAGACCUAGCCUUGUUGAAACUUUCAGGGAUCUCCCUCCAUCUUCCUUGGGUCUUUUAUGCACUUUGCUUGCUUUGGAUCCUGUAUUCCGUGGUAGUGCAUCUAAAGCUCUAAACAAUCAGUUUUUCUUUACAAGCCCAUUGGCAUGUGACCUCUCUGGUCUGCCUGCAGUCUUCAGAGAGGAUGAGGAGCCUGUUCAAGAUAAUGAACAGAUCAAGUACAUGAACUCCAAAAUCAGGCGUUCUCGCACAUAUCUUGAGCGUCGCAAGAAUUCAGUAUCUAAGAGGCCAAUAGAGCAUACUGUAUCUUCUAAAGAGGAAUUGAUAAGGAAUGCUAAUCCUGAAACUUAUGCUCCAACUGAAGACAUGGAUAGCACAAGUAGUACAUCAUCUAGUGUAAACCCUGGUGGGGCUAAGGACCAAUCACCUUUAUUUCCAUCUCCAUUUCAGGCUUCAGAUCAAAGGCUGUCUCCCAAAACCCAUCACCAUGUUGGUGAAAGAAACAUCAAGAACCUUCCUCCAUUACUCAAGUCAAAACCAAAUGCUACCAAGAAAGAUGACAGCAGAUACAGACCAGGCCAUGUUUUCAGGUCAGCUUCCACCAGAGAAUUUAGAUACUCAAAAAGGGAGGAACGUUUACUCUUGGACAUUGAUGAUUAGAAUAUGUAAACCCAAAAUGGCUGUUUUUAUUUUAGUAUUAUUUGGUGUAUUCUGAAAAGCUCUAAACAUUCUUUUCCCUCUUGGUGUGGCCUGAUUUGUCAACCCAUUCGCCUAACAUUUUGAUUCUUCUGUUCAAUAAGCAUCAGCUCAAGUUGCAUGCUUGCCAAAUCUCUUUGAUUAGAUUGUAAAUGAACUUUACUGUUGUUUUAUACAUUUCCUGGGCAGAAUUUUAUGCACACCGUUGAAUUCCAUGAUUUGAGCAUCGAAUAA
Cajanus cajan (pigeon pea) is the source of this 2285-nucleotide messenger RNA. Its product is annotated as putative serine/threonine-protein kinase At1g54610. Gene Ontology annotation, molecular function: ATP binding; RNA polymerase II CTD heptapeptide repeat kinase activity. Gene Ontology annotation, cellular component: cyclin-dependent protein kinase holoenzyme complex; nucleus. NCBI's taxonomy places the organism in Eukaryota, Viridiplantae, Streptophyta, Magnoliopsida, Fabales, Fabaceae. The record is from RefSeq and is a predicted model, not a curated record. Gene Ontology annotation, biological process: protein phosphorylation; positive regulation of transcription elongation by RNA polymerase II.